AUAAGGAAGAUGGCGGCUGCAGCAGUGGUCGAGUUUCAGAGAGCUCAGUCUCUCAUUAGCACGGACCGCGACGCCUCCAUCGACAUUCUGCACUCGAUAGUGAGGCGAGACGUCCAGGAGAACGAUGAAGAAGCUGUCAGGGUCAAGGAGCAGAGCAUCCUGGAGCUGGGAACGCUGCUGGCCAAGACGGGACAGGCGGCAGAACUCGGCGGUCUGCUGAAAUUUGUGCGGCCGUUCCUGAUCUCCAUCAGCAAGGCGAAAGCGGCCCGUCUGGUGCGCUCGCUGCUCGACUUGUUCCUCGACAUGGAGGCGGCCACGGGCCAGGAAGUCGAGCUUUGUCUGGAAUGCAUCGAGUGGGCCAAGGCCGAGAAGAGGACCUUCUUGCGACAAGCUCUCGAGGCUCGACUGAUCUCACUCUAUUUUGACACCAAGCGGUACCAGGAGGCCUUGGCGCUGGGCUCUCAGCUCCUCCUGGAGCUAAAGAAGAUGGACGACAAGGCCCUGCUGGUGGAGGUGCAGCUGCUGGAGAGCAAGACGUACCACGCCCUCAGCAACCUGCCCAAGGCCCGCGCCGCGCUCACCUCGGCCCGCACCACCGCCAACGCCAUCUACUGUCCUCCCAAGCUACAGGCGGCGCUGGACAUGCAGUCAGGGAUCAUCCAUGCGGCCGAGGAGAAGGACUGGAAGACUGCUUACUCUUACUUCUUCGAGGCCUUCGAGGGCUACGACUCCAUCGACAGCCCGCGAGCCAUCACGGCCCUCAAAUACAUGCUCCUUUGCAAGAUUGUCCUCAACUCACCGGAGGAGGUACAAGCUCUGAUCAGCGGGAAACUGGCCCUGCGAUACACCGGACGACAGACAGACGCACUGAAAUGCGUGGCUCAGGCCAGCAAGAACAGGUCGUUAGCGGACUUUGAAAAGGCCCUCACAGAGUACAGAGCGGAGCUGAGGGACGACCCCAUCAUCAACACUCACCUGGCCAAGCUGUACGACAACCUGCUGGAACAGAACCUCAUCAGGGUCAUCGAGCCCUUCUCCAGAGUGCAGAUAGAACACAUAUCAGGUCUUAUCAAACUCUCAAAGGGGGAUGUAGAGCGCAAAUUAUCACAGAUGAUUCUGGAUAAAAAGUUUCACGGAAUCCUGGACCAGGGCGAAGGAGUGCUGAUCAUCUUCGAGGAGCCGCCCGUGGACAAAACGUACGAAGCCGCCUUGGAAACCAUACAGAACAUGAGCAAAGUGGUCGACUCGCUUUACAACAAAGCCAAGAAGCUGACAUAGAGCAGACUUGCGACCGUGCCCUGGAGGAAGCGCGUGCGUGUGUGUGUGUGUGUGUGUCUGUUUGAACAGCGUAUGUAACAUUUGAAGAUGGGGACGAGGGAGAAGACGACUAAAGUCGAGAGAGAUCGCCCCUCCACGCCAACCAUCAGACACACCCCUCCUCCCUCCUCUCAAUGGACAGUAUCACAUUUUGUUUUUUUCCUGCCCCUAUUUUAUUUUGAUAUCUCGUUUAAACUCAGCGGCCGAGCUAGGCCAUCAGGGAAUCUUAUUGUACAACCACAAUAAAAAGAUUAAAAGGAAGAACAGUACAUACCACUUCAACCUCUUCAGCCUUCAAAGUCUGCUCCAAAAAGCAGAAACCACACUUUCCCCCCACCCCACAACCCCCGUUUAUUGUUCAUGUUCUCCGUGGCUUUCAGAAGCACACUGUUGACUUUUGGGAAGGUUGGAAUACUCCAUUUUGCCCCCCCCCGCCCCUCCACCAUCAACCAUAUCAAUGCCAACAGUUUCAGUCCCCACUGUAUUUCAGAAGUGUAUUAAACUCACUAUAUUUGCUUUUGGUUUUGUGUUUUUGUAAAAAAAAAAAAUUAAAACAAUGGUUGCCACAUGCCUGCCCCCCACCCUGAAUGCUCAUGUACGUUUCUAAAAGAGGCGAGACGAAAUUUCACCACGAGUGCCACUUUCCCUGGCCCUUGUCUGCCUCUUGUUGGGGUGCAAUGUAAAAAAAAAAAAUAAUAAUAAUAAUUUUUGCCUCUCAGCAUCCUCGACUCUGCUCCCCUCCAUUGUUAGUUCCUAGCAUUAGCGUGGUAUGCUAGUAACCAAACAAUUUGUAUGUUUAUUUUUUUUUCUCUUAUAAAGACGUUUUCAAAAUAAAUAUUU
This is a messenger RNA of Phycodurus eques (leafy seadragon), 2157 nucleotides long. It is a transcript of the gene psmd11b, whose product is annotated as proteasome 26S subunit, non-ATPase 11b. Gene Ontology annotation, biological process: ubiquitin-dependent protein catabolic process. The record is from RefSeq and is a predicted model, not a curated record. Gene Ontology annotation, molecular function: protein binding; structural molecule activity. Gene Ontology annotation, cellular component: proteasome regulatory particle, lid subcomplex. The coding region runs from base 10 to 1278 and encodes 422 amino acids. Lineage: Eukaryota; Metazoa; Chordata; Actinopteri; Syngnathiformes; Syngnathidae. The transcript is spliced from 13 exons.